Messenger RNA from Lithohypha guttulata, 1824 nucleotides. RefSeq names its product Coronin-like protein crn1 (gene CRN1). Lineage: Eukaryota; Fungi; Ascomycota; Eurotiomycetes; Chaetothyriales; Trichomeriaceae. The record is from RefSeq and is a predicted model, not a curated record. The coding region runs from base 1 to 1824 and encodes 607 amino acids. Gene Ontology annotation, biological process: actin filament organization. The transcript has 5 exons. Gene Ontology annotation, molecular function: actin filament binding.
AUGGCUGGACGCUUUGUGCGAUCGUCCAAGUAUCGCCAUGUUUUCGGUCGCCCUACUCGCAAGGAGCAAUGCUACGACAAUUUGAGAAUCUCAAAGAACGCCUGGGACUCUAAUUUGGUUAAAGCCAACCCAGAGUAUAUCUCCGUUAACUGGGAAGCAAGCGGAGGCGGCGCGUUUGCUGUCAUACCAGUCGAAGAAAGAGGACGCGUGCCAGAUAGGAUACCGCUGUUCAGAGGCCAUACUGCAGUGGUACUUGACACUGACUGGAACCCUUUCAACGAUUCGCUGCUAGCUUCGGGGUCUGAUGACGGAAAGGUCUUUUUAUGGCGCGUGCCGGAGAACUUUACACUACACCCGGAUGUUAAGCCAGACGAGAUCGAAGACGUUGCACCCGUUGGCAAGCUUUCUGGACACCCGAGAAAAGUCGGCCACGUACUCUUUAAUCCUGCUGCCGAGAAUGUGCUAGCCUCUUCAUCCGGUGAUUUCACGAUCAAAUUAUGGGACAUAGAAGCUGGUACUGCAAAAUUGAGUCUGAAAGUCGGCGAAGUCAUCCAAUCAAUGUCCUGGAGUGCGAACGGAUCUCUACUUGUUACCACAUCCCGAGACAAAAAGCUAAGAAUAUGGGAUGCUAGACAAGAGAAGCCUGUUGUAGAAACCGCAGGUCACGCAGGUGCAAAAAACAGCAGAGCAGUAUGGAUGGGCGAGCACGAUCGCAUAGCGACUACAGGCUUCUCGAGGAUGAGCGACAGACAGCUCGCCUUGUGGGAUAUCAAGGCCUACCGUGAGCCAGUCGGUGGUUUCCAGAUGCUCGACUCUAUAUCAGGUGUCUGUGUUCCGUUCUGGGACGAUGGAACUCAAUGUCUGUACCUUGCUGGUAAAGGUGACGGCAAUAUUCGCUACUACGAAUUCGAGAACGACAACUUUGAGUAUCUGUCCGAGUACAAAUCUGCCGACCCGCAGAGGGGAAUCGCCUUUGUGCCGAAAAGAGGUGUCAACACGCAUGAAAACGAGGUUAUGCGAGCUUACAAGACGGUGAACGACAGCCACAUCGAACCAGUUUCUUUCAUCGUGCCGAGACGAGCUGAAGCAUUUCAAGAAGACAUCUACCCGCCUACGGUUGGUCUGAAGCCAGCAGUAAGCGGUAAAGAAUGGUUCGAGGGAUCGGAAGGCUUGCCGCCAAAGAUAUCGAUGGAGAGCUUGUUCGAUGGUCAAGGAAUAAAGGAAGUUCCACAGGACGAAAUCAAGCCUGCUGCAAGGCCUGCUCCAAAAGCAGAACCUGCACCAACCGCUACCAAGAAACAGGAAGAACCUGUGGUAGUUGAACCUCCGUCAGUAGCAUCUAAAGCUCCGCCAGCGUCCAUGAAGGAGCAGGGCGCGUCUAUGAGCUCAAUGGUGGACAGAUUCGCAGAUACUGAGCCGACUGAAGAGGAAGAUGAGGAGUCGGAGUUUGAGGAAAUAUCAAAACCAGCACAACGACCAGCCACCAAAUCUGUACCAGAAGAUGUGGUCAAAGAAUCCGUGUCCGCCGAAACACCAUCAACUGUCAAGGUCGAAGGUGCACUGCCGCCCAAAAAGGAUACGACUCCAACGUCAACGACCCAGAAGCAGGAAGAACAGAUUGAUCUACAGCCACAAACAACUUCUACGGCGAGCGAACUGGACGAGGAUGUCCAGACAUCGUCAGCCGGCACCAAUGAAGCUACAAGCAUCGCUUCGUUGGAGCGAGAGAUGCGGAACAUGAAGACCGUGAUCGCACAGCAGACACGACAGAUAACGAUCUUGCAGAAGACCGUUGAGGCUCUAGUAUCGGCACUUAAGAAAUAG